This is a messenger RNA of Thelazia callipaeda (thelaziosis nematode), 432 nucleotides long. The record is from the annotation of a GenBank genome assembly. Lineage: Eukaryota; Metazoa; Nematoda; Chromadorea; Rhabditida; Thelaziidae.
AUGAAAAGGUCCGUUUUUACACGCAUUGUAGUUUUUGAUCCUGUUACAGCUGUUGUUCUUCUGGCAUUAUCUGGUGUUGUUGGUCUUACGCUCUUGGUACUGGGUUGUGCUUUGCCGAUGUUUGGCACUUGGUGGCCAUUAUUCGUGGUUGUCUUCUACGUCUUAUCGCCGCUGCCUUUAUCUAUAGCGCGUCGACUUCAAGAUGAUGUCUCUGGUACUUCAGCAUGCAUUGAAUUUUCACUGUUUAUCACUACUGGUAUCAUUGUGUCUGCGUUUGCAUUACCCGUGGUUCUCGCGCAUGCCGGCGUGAUCAAGUGGUUGGCUUGUUUAUGCGCAAACCUUGGUUCCAUCGUCAUGUUCCUGACGAUUCUUAGUUACUUUUAUUUACAUGGUGACGAUGAUGGAAGUAUGUGGAAUCAACCUCUUUAUUGA